Lytechinus pictus (painted urchin) is the source of this 4851-nucleotide messenger RNA. RefSeq names its product sulfite oxidase-like. Lineage: Eukaryota; Metazoa; Echinodermata; Echinoidea; Temnopleuroida; Toxopneustidae. The coding region runs from base 1 to 1002 and encodes 333 amino acids. The transcript has 10 exons. Gene Ontology annotation, cellular component: mitochondrion. Gene Ontology annotation, molecular function: sulfite oxidase activity; heme binding; molybdenum ion binding. Gene Ontology annotation, biological process: sulfur compound metabolic process. The record is from RefSeq and is a predicted model, not a curated record.
AUGAAUGAUACAUCUUCAUUUGAUAGAGUGACAGUGGAUGGUUUGGUACCUCGCCCAUUGGAGCUAACAGCUGAGCAACUGAGAACAUGGUUUCCUCAGGCAACAGUGAUGGCAACACUAAUGUGUGCUGGAAACAGAAGAACAGAAAUGUCCUCAAUAAAACAAGUCAAGGGUGUUGUUUGGGGGCAUGCUGCUGUUAGUAAUGCUAUCUGGAGAGGACCUAGACUGAGAGAUGUUCUUCUUAUGGCAGGAAUUGAAAAGCUUGAAUCUAGAUGGGAAGACCUGCAUGUUGAUUUUGAGGGAGUUGAUAUCUGCAAGGAGGAUAGAGGCUAUGGUUCAUCAAUUCCACUUUUGAAGGCAUUGGAUCCCAGAGGAGAUGUACUUGUUGCUUUGGAGAUGAAUGGCAGUGAGCUUCCCAGAGAUCAUGGUUAUCCUAUGAGAAUUGUAGCACCAGGAAUUGUAGGAGCAAGGUCAGUAAAAUGGCUGAAAUCCAUUAGAGUUCUUGGACAUGAAUCUACAAAUUAUUACCAGAAGAGGGAUUACAAACUUUUCUUACCACAUAUUGAUUGGGAUACUAUAGAUGAUUGGUGGGAGAAAUCACCAUCCAUCCAGGAAUUACCAGUCCAAGCAGCUGCUAUCAGACCUCAACAAGGAGAAUCCAUUACCCCUGGCACUCCUUACACUAUCAAAGGUUAUGCCUUAUCUGGAGGAGGCAGGAGGAUCAUCCGUGUGGAUGUUUCUCUUGAUGGAGGCAAGAGAUGGGAUAUUGCUCGGCUGUUUACCAAAGUGAAUGAGAAUCAGACGAAAGCAAACACCAAGUGGAGCUGGGAUUUCUGGGAAUAUCCUGUCAAAUCCUUCCCUUCUCCUUGUGAAGUAGUGGUCAGAGCAUGGGAUGAUGCUAGUAACACCAUGCCGGAUGACAUGAGCUCCAUCUGGAACCUUAGGGGAGUAUUGAAUAACUCCUGGGUUCGUAUCAAAGUUCCUGCCAAGGCUAAAUUUUAAAUCUUAUGAGGAACAGAGGGACACAAUCUUGGUUUCCAUGUCUGAAAUUUGCUGAUGAAUAAUUCUUCCAUGCAGUAUUGAACAGAAUUGUUGAAUCAAAUUUUAUCACAGAUACUAUAUUGCAAGAAAGUUUUAAACUGUUUACUGAGUAUGCGUGUAUUAUUCCUUUCUUUGUGAUCAGCAUUAUCAUUGUCAUCAUCAUUGUAUUGACAGCUGUAUAUACCGUAAUGCUUGACAGUUGGUGUCAUGCAAUAAUGAAAUGCAUUCUUUAACAUCAGCUCUGACAGUCUAAAAAAAAAUUAUCAUGCCUAAAUUGUGCAUUACCAGGGAUGCCACUUUUCCGUCUGUAUGCGGAAUUCUGUCUUUUUCCCUGCUAUCUGUCUUUUUUCCGACUUUUCCUGAAAAAAUCGGAAAGUCCUCCUUUUUCCCCCCUCUCUCUCUCUCGAUUGCGAUGCAUGCAGUGAGAGAUAUUUGCUAUUAUACAGUACGUAAUUUAUAAACGCGCGCACUACCCACUUCGUCCAUUGAGUUAUGCUUUUAUCAAGGCUUUUCGAUUAGAAUUCUCGAUAUCCUGGCCAAUCAAUGCGAGCGACAAGUUCCGAACGCACGCACAUAGACAAGCGCAAAGCAGCGGCACGAAUCGCGUUAUAAUAGCGACUGGUAAAUACGUCUGUAAGGAGGAUGACGUCAUCCAAGAUGGCAACUUACGAUGACCAACGAAAGGGUCGAGGAUGACUAUGUUUUGAUCAUCAUUUGAAAGGAAUUAGCGGUAACUGCGGUGUAAGGUACGAUGUUUCUGAAUUUUAUAUAUUUUCUUGUAAAUUUGGAUGUAAUGAUUUUUUUAUAAUGUGACAUUUUAUGUACAAAAAACGAUCCGAAAAUCGGGUUUCCGACGAAUGUUAGAUCUAACGUUACUGCUGCAUGCCGAUACGUAACCCAGUGAGCUCCCUUGGGUUACGUAUCAGCUAACUCAGGGAGCUCCGGCCCGUGGAGCUGGCCGGAGCUCCCUGGUUUAGCUGAUACGUUGUCUUUACGUACGGGCCAACAACUCUUCAGUCUAUGUAUUGGUCAGUGGAGCGGCUGGAGCCAACGCGGUUUAGCGGAACAACCAAAAUACAGAGACUGAAGCUUUUGGUCUAGCGUUCUAGGAGCAACACACAACAACUAACUACCAUCAGUUUUUCAAACCUUGACUUCAAAGUCAUCGAUCACAACAAGAUAAGAAGCCACUUGGUCCUCCCCCCCUAAAUUUGAGGUGGGGCGACAGAACCCCCCCCCCUAAAAUUUCUGUUGAUAACUUUUUUUUUUUUUUAAAGGUGGACCCCCCCCCCUAAAUUUUUUGGCUUCCACCCCCAAUGCCCCAAUUUACUGUUCUUGGACACUGUCCCUGCCUGCGAUAAGUUUCAGUAUUUUUGGAGGACACCUAGUGGCAUCCCUGAUUACGCUAUUAAAUUCAGAACACUGACAUUUUUUUUCAUUGUAUUUUUUUUAUAUAACUACAUUAUUGCAUUUUACGAUAAUGACUCAUUAUUAUGUGUUUUUGACAGCUAUAUAAUUGAUAACUUUAUCAUCUAUAAGACUAGUAUUAGUUUUCUUUUUUUUCUUUUAUUGUGCAUUGUUGAUGUGAUUACAAAGUAACCAACAUGUUAUAAGAGAUUUUUAAAUGCAUAUUGUAGAUGGAAUAUGUAAGGAAAGUAAAGUGAGUAUUCUGAGGCUUUUGGGUCAUCAUUUUGAUAAAUUUAUGAAUAUAGUACUAUUUUUUUUCACAUUUUACUCAGAUAUUCCAGUAUUUUCCAUUCUGCAAAAUAACUAUUUUCAGUACAGAAUAAUCAACAUGAUUUUUUUUUCAGCCAAAGUAUCACGUUUGUGAUUCAGCAUUAUUGGACUACCAGUAAAUGGAGUAGAAAUAACCAUGCAGCUGAAUUUCUAAAUUGCCCUUGGAAUAUUUGUCAUGCACACAAUAUCCACAAGAGGGUAUGAUAAUCAAAAGCAAAAGUUAUGUACAUUUGUUUUUCACAAUGCCUUUGUUAAAUGAUGAUUUGUGGGGUUUGAUUUUCCAUCUGUUAUGAUUUGUAUACUUCAUCAAUCUUUAAAAAAAUGUUAUUUUAUGUUUUAAAGGUGAUCUAUGAGAUGAAUAUAGCUUCAAAUACUGUAAUGCCUUCAAGAUCAUGUACAUGUAAGAAGUGAUAUUACUGAUUGAAAUGAAAAGGCAACUUGUAUUCUAGUAGCAAUGGCAUUGUUCUCUGAUCCAUAUUUGGCCACUUAAAGAGGAAGUACAUGCUGACAAAAAGUUUAUUAUAGAAAUAGCAGAAAAAAAAUGAUAAAAAAUUAUUGUCGAAGGUUUGAGAAAUAUCCAUCAAUGAAUAAAAAAGUCAUUAAAAGUUUAAUUAUUUGAUUUUUGACGUCACAUGCGAGCAGCUUUCCUACAUAUCGUAUGGUAAAAUAUCAAUGAAAUGUCAUUUUCUCAGAAAAUUCAAAAUGAUUUUUACUGUACGUUCAGAGUAUUGACAGACAAAUCAUUUCGCUCCUGUUCCUACAAAGAAAAGUCAUCAUGAACCAUUAUAUAAAUGUAAUUUAUGCAUUUAUAUUACAUAGAUAUGGGGCAGCUGCUCAUUUAUCACGUUCCAAAUCCAAAAUUUAAAAUUCUGAUAACUUCCUUAAUUUUUAAUGUAUUUUCCUGAAACUUUUCUGCUAUUUUUACAACAAACUUUUCUUCAGGGUGAACUUCCCCUUUAAUGCAUUAUCCUGACUGGGAAUAGAUGUUGGCUUUAUCAGUAUUACAAUUUUAAAUGAACAAUAUUGACAAAUAAUAAUCUUAACCAGGAUCUUUAUGAAUUAGAUGUGUAAUUUCUGUUUUAUUUUUUUUUUUAUUAUUAGUGUUAUUUUAGUUGUUAUUGUUAAUUCUAUUAACAAAAUGUCAAACUUUUUAUUUCAACUUUUGGAGAUCAAAAGUUUAACACUUUGUUAUUUACAACCAUCACAGAUGAAAUUUUAUUAUGUUAUUGAUAUUAUUUGUAAAAGAAUCAUUGUUAUAAUUACUUAUGUUAUUAUAAUAAGCUAUUUAUUCUGAAUACAAUUCUUUGAUGAAUUUGUACUAUUUGGGAAGGGUUAAAGGGUAAAGGUAUACUUUCACAAUGUUUGUUAUAUUUUUAUUAAUAGAUUUACAUACAAUAGAAGUUUAAAUAUCUUUGACAUCUGAUAAGUCAAAUACGUGACAAUAAAAUCACCAUGUAAAUGAUCACUUAAAAGUUUUAAAUUUGUGGAGUAAAAUUGCAAGUGAAACAAUUCUCUUGUAUAUAUUAAAUGUGAAUAAAUGGGUAUAUUUUCAGAUUUCAAUGAUGACAGAAGUGUUUAGUCUCAGAGAGAGACAGUGAUCUCUGAGACAGAGAUUGAGACCAAAAACAGAGAUGCUUGUGCCUAGAAUUAGCAGAAACUUAGACAAGACACAAAACAUAUGAUUACUGUCUUGAUAUAGAGACAUAGACAUUUCUCAAGACACCCAACCAAACACUGACAUUUUAAGGUCAAGCAUUGAGAUUAACUCAUCAAAAUCGAGUUCCUUAUCAGUUUUCACCGAUGUAUUUGUUUCUGAUAUAUAGAGGUUUCCUUUCAAGACAAGACCGAGACAGGACACAAUGAUCACUGUCUUGACUCUUGAGACAUACAGUAUCUCAAGAAACACUGGCUGACAGAUAUUUUUAUGAGAAGUAAAUGAAGGAUUGGCCUAUAUUAGAACUGUAUAUGUAUUCAUUGAUGCAAUAUUGAUGCUAAGAGUCUAAAUAGUACUUUCACCUGUCACAGUCAUUUAAUCCAUUGAAAAUGGAAUAAUAAAAUCAUUAUAAUUAACAA